AAGUAGUUCUACUUAGGUCAUUUUUGCUUAAGGAACAAUGUAUUGGCUAAGGUUUUUCUUCCUAGGGCUUCUGCUGGAAAAUGCCCAAAGUUACAUUCUACCCGAUACAGUGGUUCCUUCCAAAUAUGUGGUGGACAUAUUUGUGCCGCAAGGAGUUUUUACCGGCCAGAACGACACUUUUGAAGGUGAAGUUACGAUGACUUUCACUGUAACGGAAAGCACCAACGAAAUCAACCUGCACCACCGCUCUACAAUCAAGACUGUAACAGUUUCCAAUGAAGAUGGUGAUGCGAAUACUGUAACCAACACCUCCUAUAACAGUACUACCGAAAUAUUCACCAUCACAGUGCAAAACGCGCUGACCACCAACACCCUCUACAGCUUGAACAUUGAGUAUUACGCCACUCUAGAGCAGGACAAUAUGCGAGGCUUGUACAUCAGCACCUACAUUGACGAAAGCAACCAAACCUCCUAUCUGGUGCUGACUAAAUUCGAGCCUGUCCAUUCCAGACAUGCGUUUCCCUGCCUGGAUCAGCCGAAGUUCAAAGCAACUUUCGUUCUGAGCCUCACGUACCCCUUAGGACUAAACGCGUUGGCCAACACCAACGUCAGCAGCAAUCUUACAGUUGAUGGCACCUACCUGAAGACGACUUACCAGGAAACAACCAUAAUGUCCACCUAUUUGGUGGCGUUUGCCAUUUCCGAGUUCACCUGCACUGAAGGGUACAGUAUCGAAUCGGGGGUGCCACACAGUGUAUGUUCCAGGCCGGAGGAGGAACCAUAUCGAGCGUGGGCUGUUGAGAUUGGAACCACUCUCCUCCGCUCCUUGGAGAGCAUGUUUGGUAAUCGAUAUGGCGUUUCGAUGCCCAAAAUGGACCAAAUAGCCAUCCCAGACUUCACAUCGGGAGCAAUGGAGAAUUGGGGAUUGGUCAGCUACAGAGAAGCUUACCUUUUAUGGAGCGAAUCCGAAUCAUCCAACAACUACAAGAAAACCAUUGCCCUGGUUAUAGCCCACGAGUUUGCCCACAUGUGGUUUGGCAACUUGGUCACCUGCCAAUGGUGGGACUACAUUUUCUUGAACGAAGGCUUUGCCAGAUACUACCAGUACCUGGCUGGACCUGCCACGAAAACCCUGUCGGACUGGGAGCUGGAAAAGCACUUCAAUGUGGAGGUGGUUCAGGUGGCGCUAUUGGCCGACUCAACUGAUUCAGCUUGGGCGCUGACUGCUGAGUCCUACAGCGCUUCGCAAAUUUCGAGCAAGUUCAGCACGAUCAGCUACAGCAAAGGAGCAGCAAUAUUGAGAAUGAUUGAGAAGAACAUCAUGGGGGCUGAUAAUUUCAUCUAUGGGUUGCGGCAGUAUCUUACUGAUUAUGCAUACCAAGCAACAAUUCCAGCCAAUCUCUGGUCUUCUUUGGCUGACCACGUGCCUUCCAACGUCCUUCCUUCUGAUGUGAGCCUAGAAGACGCUUUGUAUAACUGGGUGGAGGAGAAUGGACAUCCUGCAGUGUUGGUAACAAAAAGUGGAAACGACGUAAUCUUAUCUCAGGAACGAUUCCUGCUAAGCACUGCAGAUAACGCUACUAGGGAAUACUACGUCCCCAUAACGUACACUUCGUCCAAUGACACGACGACUUUUAAAAACACCACAGCAAAAACGUGGCUCAUUCCCGACCAAUCGCUGACUUUGCGCGACGUGUUAAAUGGCAGCGAUUGGAUCAUAUUGAACAAUCGGCAAUCUGGCUUUUACCGAGUGGACUACGACAGCACUUUGUGGGAAGCCAUCAAGACUCAGCUACACGAAAACCAUCUGGUGAUUGAUGUACUUAAUCGCGCUCAACUAGUCAGCGAUGCCUACAAUUUUGCUCGCUCUGGAGCAAACACCAACUACCGAAACUGGACCUAUGCGGAAGCCUUGGAUGUUAUCAGCUAUCUACAGUACGAGGACAAUUAUUUUCCUUGGUAUGCCGCUAUAGUGGGGAACAACCAUCUUUUGCAACGGAUUGGAUAUGAGAGUACUGUUGGGCAGCAGUUCAUUAGUUGGAUGCUCACCUUGAUGCAGAAAGUCUACAGCACGGUGCCAUUUGAGACCAUCGACAACUCGGAUCAGGUCUACUCGAUGAAGCAGGCGCUGAUCUUGAGCAGGGUGUGCAAAUAUGGCGAAGAAACUUGCGUGAGCAAGGCAAAAGAGCUGUUCGCUCAAUGGAGGGAUGAGGGAGUGGCAGUGCCGAAGAACUUGAGGGUGACGGUCUACUGCAACGCGCUCAGAUACAGCGAUAACGCCACCACCGAUUUCAACUUCCUCUGGCAGAAAUACACUGAAACCAACCUUAUGACCGAAGUCAUUACCAUGUAUGCCGGCCUGGGUUGUUCUCAAGACGCUGAGUCUCUUAAAUGGUUCCUGGGUCAGAGUAUAAACUCUACUUCAGGCAUAAGACUGCAGGAUUUCACCACAGUUUGGUCAUACGUCUACAGCAGCAGCGCAACUGGAACCAUCGCAGCUCUAGAGUACAUUGCUGAGAACUAUGCCACUUUGUCUGCAGCAUACAGCGGAGUUUCCAACCUGAUUUCUGGGGCGGCCAACUACAUCUACGACGAAGAUCAGUUGGAGAAGUUGCAAGCAAUCUCGAACACUACAGGACUGAGUGCGAGCCACUUGACUGCAGUUCAGGCCGCCGUAACUACAGCCCAGACUAACAUUCAAUGGGCAGAAACCGUGAGGGAAGUGGUGAAAGCUCAGAUAGAGGUUCAGAGUGCAGCCACGAUGUCCACCUGUUCUUUGGCUUUAGCCAUUGGAGUUUGUCUUCUGAGCAAAGUGUUAUUUUAAUGUUAGUUCCCAUACAAGAAGCGUUUCUAAAUAAUAAAUCCGUUGUUGUUU
This is a messenger RNA of Dendroctonus ponderosae (mountain pine beetle), 2875 nucleotides long. Its product is annotated as membrane alanyl aminopeptidase. Lineage: Eukaryota; Metazoa; Arthropoda; Insecta; Coleoptera; Curculionidae. The coding region runs from base 38 to 2824 and encodes 928 amino acids. Gene Ontology annotation, cellular component: cytoplasm. The transcript is spliced from 15 exons. Gene Ontology annotation, biological process: peptide catabolic process; proteolysis. Gene Ontology annotation, molecular function: zinc ion binding; metalloaminopeptidase activity; peptide binding. The record is from RefSeq and is a predicted model, not a curated record.